Apaloderma vittatum (bar-tailed trogon) is the source of this 349-nucleotide messenger RNA. RefSeq names its product nucleoporin NUP53-like. The transcript is spliced from 3 exons. NCBI's taxonomy places the organism in Eukaryota, Metazoa, Chordata, Aves, Trogoniformes, Trogonidae. The annotation marks the transcript as partial. The record is from RefSeq and is a predicted model, not a curated record.
AUGACUCUUGGCUCCCCAACCUCUCCAAAGCCAGGAGCCAGCGCUCAGUUUCUCCCUGGAUUCCUGAUGGGCGAUUUACCUGCGCCAGUGACUCCGCAGCCACGGGCUCUGAGCGGCCCUUCAGUCGGUGUGAUGGAAAUGAGGUCUCCCUUGCUUACAGGAGGAUCUCCCCCGCAACCAGUAGUCCCUACACAUAAAGAUAAAAGCGGUGCUCCACCAGUUAGAAGUAUCUAUGAUGAAUUAUCUAGUCCUGGACUUGGGUCAACACCUCUAACCUCAAGAAGACCAGCCAGCUUUUCUCUGACACAGAGCUCAUUGGUUGGAACUAUGCCAUCAACUCCUGGAACAG